Linnemannia hyalina is the source of this 7149-nucleotide messenger RNA. NCBI's taxonomy places the organism in Eukaryota, Fungi, Mortierellomycota, Mortierellomycetes, Mortierellales, Mortierellaceae. The record is from the annotation of a GenBank genome assembly.
AUGAGUUCGCCUUUGGAUCACCUCCGGCUCACGCUGGUCGAGCUCAUCGAUGACAUAAACGACCCAGGCAUCGGCAACUUUGACAGCCAAGCCGCCGCAACAAACAUCUGCAACAUCGCCCUCUCCGACUUGAGAGAGGAUGAACUUGAUAUGUCAACGUCCCUUUUGUUCAACCCUGAUAAGGGCAUCCUGCACUUUCUUCGCAGGUCCCUCGACAAGAAGGUUCACAGCGACGCCAAGGUUAUUUUUCUGGAAUUCACGGCCGAAUACCUGACCCGGUCACCGUCCACCAUGCCUCCUUUCAUCGUCGACAUCAAGAGAACGUGCCAGACUCUGUUCCUCAACGAUAGCGCAGCUAAGGUCAAGCGGGCAUCCUUGUUGCCAAUCAAAACCAUACUGUCCUCUUACACAUCCCUGAUCGACCCCGAGGCACUCGACAUCACAGGACUUUUCACAAAGUGCUUCACAGCAUAUGGCACUCAACAAACAAAGAUGGGAGGAACAGUCAAGGCAGAAGUGCUGGAGGUCUUGGGAAUGGUGGCGCGUUACUUUCCGGAAAUUGCAACAGAGCGUCUGGAAUCAAUCGUUCGAUGGUGUACCAGCACUGUAGAAACUCAGUUGAGUACCGGCGGCAAGCAGGAGCUUUCAUUGGUGGCGGGUGCAAUCCUUGGACUAGACAACUGUCUUUACAGUCUCUCAUCAGAGACUGCCGUAAGCAAGGUCCCAGCUAUCAUGCGGUUCGUCAAGACUCUGGUCAAUGUCCCAGAAGAUCUCAGUCGAUAUGCCGCACCUGUGGCCGCUCUGGACUUGUUCGCACACCACAUUCAUCUCUUCCGGCCAAUGCUGAUUGACAUUUACGAGUGGAUGUACCAAAGGAUCGCUGGGUAUUGUGAACACACUCACGACAAAAUGUCAAAGUGUGGAUACAACGCUCUGGAUGUGUUUCUGCAAGAGAUUGCGGACGUCCUGACAACCUCCCCUACUACGGAAAAAGAGUACCAAUGCUUCCUGUUCUUCACAACAAACUUUAAGCAAAUCAUCGGCACGGAGGUCGUCACGACGUUGGCUCAAUACAAGGCAAUGUCGGUGGCUAUCAGAGGAUACGGAUACUUUGCAGCCCCUUGCAAGCAUAUCGCACCCGAUCAGCUCCCCAAACUCCUCGCGCAUCUCCUCACAAAGAGCGCGUUCUUAGUCUCUUCGAAUACAAACGAAGGAAUAGACGGUUCAACUUCCCACCUCGCAGCGUUCAUCACAGCGUACACGUUCGUCGCCGAGGUCUACGAUGAGAUCCCCGAGCUUUUGAUGACCGCACUAAAUCAAAUAGCCAAUGUGGCUACCGUCAACUUUGCGAAGCUCUCCUAUUACAAUCGCAUCGACUGUACCAUCGCCAUCGAGAGGCUUCUCGUCAGCCUGUUCAACAAAGGCGAAGGAGUCUUGAGGGGAUUCUUUGAAAAGUUUUCCUACAGGUUACUGGUUUUCACAUCGUCCGAUAUUUCACGGUCCGUGUCGGAUCUGUUCAAAGUCAAUCGGCAACCAGGUGCAACGGAAAACAUUCCUCACUCAUACACCAUCUACCUCUUCCUGUGGCGGAAUCUCUUCAAACCUAAUGCUCUCAGCAAGGACCUCAAGAAGAAAUUUACAGAAAUCCCCGAUGAAGACCAGGAGCGAUUCUUACAAAUCAUCUACGGCUCAACAAUGGAAUCAUUCAAGCGGCUGGUUUCGCUUUUGAACCUGUCAGUGUCCGACUCUGAGGUCCCCACAGAUAAUGAGGCCACCGACGAGGAUGACUCGACUCCAGAAUCCCGACUUCUUGACCCCGAUGCAUCUAUGGAGUUGGUCUCUGCGGUCCCUGUCUCCGGCGACAUUGCCAAGAUGCAAGCAAACUGCGCCAAGGACUUUGUGAUUUUCCAGAACUUGACAGAGUUUUGGCAGCUUUUUUUGCCCGAGAUCCGACCCGAUCUGUUUGGACGCUGGACGUACGUGAUCGGUAAAACUCUCAUUGAACUUUCUGCAAGGCACCCACUCGUGAGCGGUUUCUACAAGAUGUUUGCUGCCUGCCUCCAAGUAUGCCAGAAUAUCUCUCUCUUCAAGUCGACAAGUACAAUGGACCCACAUGUCAAGAAUGGGGAUGAGCAUGUGGAGGCUCAACGCGCUGCGGCCUUGUUCCAAAAGUACAUUCGAGAAGUUCUUGCUCGACUGGAGCAAUACAAAGAUGACCUUCUCGCGUCCUGUCUGUACCUGGUACUCUCCAGCCCGUCUGCUCUCACCGACUCGGACAGUAUUAUUGCUCCUAUCCAACUGGCGCUCAAACUAGGCCUCGGUUACUUUCCUCUGGCGUCGAUUGGACUCGAUGCUGUCGAACGGUGGAUUGACAUUGUUGAUCGGGAGCAAAACUCGUGGUUUGCCCAGGAAUCGUCCACGCCAGUGCAGUCCAUGAAGGAUCUUCAGCUGCGGAUAUUGAGACUCCUUGGCCGUCAAGCUCAGUACAACAAGCUCAUUUUAGACCGGCGAUCGGCGCGCUCCAACGACAAGACGGCCGUGUCCGAUUUACUUGCCUGGGACCCUGAGCCAAGAGUCAAGUUCAAAAUCCCGUUCCAGGAGAUGAAAACGGAGCUUCAGCUCGAUGAAAUGCUGCCACGUAUUGUUGACCUAGCCGAGCAUUCGCUGAACCGCCAGAUCAAGGUAGCAAGUUGCGAGCUCCUUCAUUCACUUGUCAUUCUCAUGAUCGGCUCCAGUGCAUUCCGUGCCCGGUCAUCACAAGACACAAAAAACAGCCCAUUCCACAAGAUCUACCAGAAGGUGUUCCCUGCGCUACUCCGCCUUGCUGUCGACGUGGAUCUAGUGCCCCAGUCCCUUUAUCGUCCAUUGGUAUCACAGUUGAUCCACUGGCUGACGAUCAGCUCCCAGUAUGAGAAUCCAGAGACCAUUGCUUUGCUGAGUUGCUGUAUGGAUGCCGCAUGUGAUACUCUUGGACCACUUCGGGACUACGGUGCCGAGUGUCUCGGCGAGUUUGUCAAGUGGUCGAUUAAGCAGAGUGGGACAUCCUCCUCCUCUGUGAACGUCAAGUCAUUGUUGAAGCGAACGUACAACCUCGCCUCUCACUCAAACCCCACAAAGCGUCUCGGGGCCGCUCUUAUUGUCAAUCGUAUCUACAGGAUCUUUCGCGAAGAGGUAACGCUGGUGAACCAGUUCACACUGGAGUUGCUUUACUGGAUGCUGUUUGGACUGAGACUGGCAGAAGGCGAUCACGCAGGCCUUGGAACUCGCCAGCAGACGUAUCAGGCCAUCACACAUCUCCAGCGUAUCAUCCAAGUCAAGUCCAGUCUGUUUCUCAAGGAUUCACGAGACAGGCGGCGGUUUCCCAAUCACGACGACGCAACUUUGGAUGUUGUUGUGGAAUGGCUGUUGAAUGAAACCGCGCAACCCGAGGUCGAGUACACAAGAGUCUGCCGAAUGCUUUUUGACAGUUUUGUCAAAUUGCUUCCAAACACCUCUGGUCCGGGUUCGUGGAUCGGCGCAAAACUAUCUCAGGACUCGAAAUACAUCAGCAACAUAUACAAGGGCACUGGCUACAGCUCUGAGACGUUUGCGGACCCGACAGUGUAUCAAAGGUGGAGCGCGCAACUUGCAUCCAAUCUCUCCAACUAUAUUUGGCUGUUGAAUCAUCCUGGAGGUUCAGAGCAGCUCCUUGCUCAACUCAAGACAGGAACGAUUAUGACAGCAUGCGGAAAGUUCUUGGAGAAGUGCCUCCUAUUUUCGCGAGCGCUAGAACGAGAUGAGUUAGCGACCCCCUUGACUGCUACAGAACGUCGACAGAUCACGGACCAAAAUUUUGUCACCGUUCGCCGAGUGAUCUCGUUUGUGUCCCUUGUUGCUUCGCGCGACUUGGAGCGCGGUGGAAGCUCGCUGGUGGAGAGUCUCAAGGCAUCUGGACUUUUGGGGACGAACUUUUCGGCUGUAUUUGCGGCUUGUCUCUUCAACCCUGACAGCAUCGGAAAUGAAGAGUUGUUAAAGAGCGGAGACGAGACUAUACAACUGAAGAAGGAGCUCGAGACAGGGCUCAAGGUGGUCAAGAAACUUCCUUCGAAUGUGCUCCAGCACUUUGGCAAGGUGCUGCGCGACACGAUCACUGCCAACAGUCUCAUCCCAAUGGCGCCCUCUCUCAACUUGAAAGGACGCGAUCCUAUCAAGUGCAAGGCAGCUCUUGAUGGUAUUGAACUGGUGCAGAAGUGCGGAGUACUCAGCGACAUGUUCGAAGGAUCGAGUCACAAGUCUGGGCAGUUCAUUACAUCCCUUUAUGAGACGUUCGCAGAGGUUCAAGGAACCCAGGACCCGAUGUGGAUCAGCUACUGCAGUGCUCUUUUGCGCCUUUGCAUGGUCGAUAGCCAAUGCCGUCGGAAGCUGUGGGAUUACCUGCUGGAUCCUGAAAACGCGGAGCAAGCCAAGUUGACGUAUUUGAAGUACGCUGACGAGAUUAACCGAGGAUUGGCCACGCAUUUCUCGGAUCUCACCCCAUUGCUGGCGCAGUCAGUCAGGUCAAGCCCAAUUCUUCUGACCAUCUGGAAUGACUUUUUGGACUACAUGUUUUCACAUGCUGAACUGGCUGCGGAAAAGAAUAUGUUCCUGAAUAUGUUGACUACGGAUUACUCGGUCCUGGAGAACCUUAUUAACUCUCUCGAGGGCGACCAGGCGCCGAUGGCGAUUACUAUUUGCAAAAAGGUCGUCGGUCUGAGUCCGCGAAUUCUCCGAAUGUCGAAAACCGAGGCCUUUGUCGACUACUUCUUCAAGGUGUACCAGUCCUUCUUUGAACGCGACCCCGAGAGCCGCCAAUAUCUGGCACUGCCGGCGAUGUCGGAAGCGUUCCCUGUCCUUCCUGUCUUCCUUGCCUACCCUGGUGCCAGGACUGCCGAGGUUCGCGCUCAAGCUGAUUUUGAAACUGUCUUUAAUAGGGCGAUUCUGAACAUGAUGCCAACAUCAUCGUCUGAAUACGAGCAAGGAAGUCCCAGGUUCAAGGACUACAUCGCUGCGCUUGAUCUACUCCUGAAGGCAUUGGUGGCGUCUUCGAACACAAGUUUGUUCAAGACGCUGAUGGGGAUUGCGGUUCGAGAGUCGAACCACCCCCACAUGGAGCGCAUGCAGCAAUCCAUCGCAUCGUAUGCCUUGAAGCUCCCGCUCUCAAAGUUUCUGGAGACUACUAGACACUGCUUCGAUGAGUUCCUCAAGCGCACGCACGCUGAUCUCCAUCGUCGUAACAUCAUCAAGCAGAUCCUGCUACCCAUCUUAAAGGUCGUCCCACCACUCAGUGUCACAGAGUUUUAUGUGUUGAACGUCGUCAGCAUUAUCGGCGUCAUCAAGCAGGAGCGGCCUCGACUCACGGAUGUCGAUCUGCGACGUGAUUUUAUCGAGCGAGAGUGCUGCUACGAUCUUAUGCAUGUCAUGUACAUGAGACUGCAGUCCGAAGCCGUGAACACGAAGGAGAGCAGAAUCGUGGAUGCAUUCACAAAAGGCAAGGCUAUCACCGGUAAGGAGCUCACUGUCGAGGUCUUCAAGACAGCCAAUGCCGCCAAGUUCAAACAAGACUCUACUUCGAUGACACCCGAAGCUGCCGCCCUUCGUGAGGAAUACAAGCGUGCUGCCUAUAAUGCACUGGCGGCGGCAAUUUUGUGCACACAGCGAAAGGAGGACUUCUUCCGCCAGUUCUUGUUCCGUGAUAAUGACGCCAAGAAGGAAUAUGUCUGGGAGAACAUCGUUGACCUCACGGCCGUCUAUCACUUUGAGCAAGUGUUGUCCAGUCCUUUGGUCAAGACUCGCCUUUCAGACCUCCGAUCAAAGUCUUUGAGCCCGAACAAAACGCUCAGUACCAAGUUCCAGUACAUGUCUUCGCAGUACUUGCGCGACAGCAGUUUGUCGCAGAGUGUUGGAAUGGUCGACGAUGGGAACGUAUUUAGUGAUCAAGACCCAAGCGAAGGCGAACAGGGCGGUAAUGAGCAUUCUAAGACAGGAUCGCCGUCCAUGUCUGGAACCUCUAAGGAUGCCGAAGGAAAGCCAGACAACCAGUCCCCUGAGAAUGAGCAUAUGCUUGAGCUGGACGCUAUCAACACCAACCCCUGCAUGAAGAUGAUCCUGCAGGUCAUAAGCGAGCUUCACGGCAGCAUCACACCACCGCCAAAAGAGAUGGCCAGAGAAGAAAGCUCGAUGCCAUCAUGGAUGAAAGAUAUGUACAGGAAGAUGGUCGACCAGAAAACACCCUUAAACAUCCGCCUCUUCUUGGCCAAGAUCGUCAUCAACAUGCCUGAAGCGUUUGAGAUGUAUGCUCACUCGUGGCUUCGUCCUUUCAUGAGACUGGCGAUGGAAGGAGAAACCUUUGGCGAGCCCAUGAACUACUUUGUUCAGGAUCUGUGCGUUCUGAUCGUCGUCUGGGGUGCAUCGGUCAAACUCGAGAAUAGUUACGAGGACCGUGUGCUUUUAUUGGGCUUUUUGAGCUACUUGAUGAAGAACUGUUACCAUGAGCAGCGACGGUACCUCUUGAACAACAUUGAGCUGAUCAAGGGGGUCUUUGAAAACUGGUCCAACAUUGCCAUUGUGCCGACGAACGUCAUUUACAGCAACUUCAGCAACAAAGAUGAGAAGAAAAACAUUACAGGAAUUCAGCUUCUUGGAAUUGUAUUGACCCACGACAACCCGCCGUUCUACACGGGACCCGAGAUUGAUCUAGGCGCACUACGCGAGGAGACGUACUAUGAGGCCUUGGUUCGCAACAUGGGAAGCUCACCCAAAGCGGUCUAUACGUCUGCAGCUGAAGUAUGCGGCCUGGUCCUGGCCUACAUGAAAAAGCACGACUGCAUGAACGAGGAAUUUACCGACAUGGUUACUAGAAAACUGUCCGAGAUCAUUGUGCCUGCCUCUCUCCCAGGUCCAAAGCCUAAGGACGGCAGAGUUCAGUUCCUGAACUGUCUCCACAAGGUUCAGCUCAACUACCCUGAGAUGACAGAUGCAUUUGGUCCUCGGCUUCUCUUCGAGUACCAGCGGGUGUUUGGAGAGGAUCGCACGCUGUUACUUGAGAUUCUAGCUGGCAGAGCCCAGUUCAUCCCAGAUCUUUUCAAGUCACUCCAAGGAAUGAACUUCCUAGGCUGCCUCAAACUCAAGUAA